Molecule: messenger RNA, 2537 nt
Organism: Ostrinia nubilalis (European corn borer)
Lineage: Eukaryota; Metazoa; Arthropoda; Insecta; Lepidoptera; Crambidae
Gene: NGR-A14
Product: neuropeptide CCHamide-2 receptor-like
Exons: 8
Coding region: 331-1566 (411 amino acids)
Biological process (GO): G protein-coupled receptor signaling pathway
Cellular component (GO): plasma membrane
Molecular function (GO): neuropeptide receptor activity
Source: RefSeq, a predicted model, not a curated record
UCCAUUCUGUGAGACUCGCCCGUGUGGCCGCCUAUGGGACGCGUAAGCGCGCAACUUCGCUCGCGUCUGUUUCGGACCAAACUGUUUUGAAUUUAGAACUUUCUGAAUUUGAAUUUGAACAUGAAGUGAUUUAUUUUUUUGUGGAUGUGAUUGUGCCAGUUAUUUUUGGAAGAGUAUUGAACGGAAUAGUUUUAAAAACUUUUUCUAUAUUUAUGGCACUUGUGUUAUUUUAGAUUGAGUGAAGUUUGUUGGCUUCAAUGAUUUAAGGCGCGGCCGCGACGGCUUGGAAAAUUCUGAUCUCACCUCAUUGACGAGCUUUGGAUAGACGUCAUGUAUAUCAACCACACAGCGCAGGACAAUUCUUCUGAAAGCGAUUAUGUGCCGUACGCAGACCGAGUUGAUACGUACCUUGUCCCAGUGAUCUUUGCCAUCAUUUUUAUAGUAGGCGUGCUUGGCAAUGGGACGCUGGUGAUUGUGUACAUUAGACACAGGGGCAUGAGGAAUGCGCCUAACACGUACAUCUUCUCUUUAGCUCUCGCUGAUCUCCUGGUCAUCCUGAUCUGUGUGCCCUUCGUAUCCAUCAUCUACACAUUGGAAUCAUGGCCGUGGGGCGAGCUGAUCUGCAAAAUAUCUGAAGCAGCCAAGGAUGUGAGCAUCGGCGUGUCUGUGUUCACAUUGACAGCGUUGUCGGCGGAGAGAUACUGCGCAAUUGUCAACCCUUUUAGGAAGUUACAGCUACGCAAGUUGCCUCUAGUCUGUGCAACCUUCAUAUGGGGAGCGGCGCUCAUCUUCGCAGCACCGGCGGCCAUAUUCUCUAAAACGGUCACCGCCAUCAUAGAUGACACCAACAUCACGAUUGUCUACUGCACACCGUAUCCUAUCGGCUGGGAGAAUUAUCCGAAAUGGAUGACCCUAGCAAAGGCGAUAAUCUACUACGGCCUGCCUCUACUGGUCAUCGCAUUCUUUUACUCACUGAUGGCCCAGAGGCUGCUGGCUAGCACCAAGGAAAUGCCAGGGGCCUUACACGGUGGCCAGGGAGAGGCCCAGGCUAAGGCCAGGAAGUCUGUUGCUUGUAUGGUGCUUAUUUUUGUCAUAGUGUUCUUCAUUUGUUUCCUGCCGUACCACGCGUUCGAAUUAUGGUACCAUCUCGACCCAACCGCUCAAGACGAGUACAACGAUUGGACCCACGCUCUGAGGAUCAUGGGAUUUUGCUUGAGUUUCCUGAACUCCUGCGUCAACCCAGUCGCCUUGUACUGCGUCAGUGGAGUUUUCAGGCAGCACUUCAACCGGUACCUCUGCUGCCGCCGAGGGUCCCUCCAUCCCACCUGCAGCUCCAGGCUCUCCAGGACGGCUGUGUGCGAGACCUCCUUCAGGAGCACCCAUCGGCACCGGUGUAAUAGGAACCCCACAGAAAGUGUAGUGAUCUCAAACUACGACUACGGAAGCACUAAAAAAAAAAGCAACAUCAUAUCCAGGAACAGUGGGGAUGGAGUCACCAUCAUGAGCAUCAGGGAUACCAACGACUUCCUCACUGGAGACUCUGAUGACAAGUGUAUAAACAGAUAGAGUGGAAACACACACUAUUUUUAUACAAAAACUCGAUAUUUAUAAAAGACAUAGUAUAAGUAGAUAUAUGUGGUAAGUAUAUGGAUUUAUAGUAUGUGCAUAUCUGUAUUUCUUGUAAAUUUUUAAUAGGAUUUUUUAAUCAAUGCGAUAUUAGUUUUUUUUAAUAAGUAGAUUCAAUCAAACUUUGUAAUUUUCAGCGAUUCUAUGGGUCGAUUAUUUUGCAGAUAUUUUAUUAAACAUUAUCCUUAAUAAAAAUCAUUCAAUAUAAUAAUUUAACGAAUUUAUUACAAAUCGAUAGAAAUUUCAUACUUACCGCGCUAAGAUUUAUGUUUGCAAAAUUUUGUAGUCACAGUAAAAAUAUGUAAUGUAUCAAUGUUAAGAAUAAAAUCAAGAUUGAUGUUUAAAUGUUCUCAGAUAUACAUGGAUGACAUUAUAUUAGUUACUGAAGAUCAAUAUGAAACGCCGUAUAGAAAAAAAACAGUCAUAUUUUUUUAUUUCUAGCCACUUGAAGUACAAUUAUUUGGUUCAAAGUUAAACGCAACAGGAAAUCUCCCGCCAUAUCCGAUCUUUUCGACGGGUUUCCCCUAAUGUAAAUAAUAAAUGUACUAACUGCCGUACUUAAUACGUCAUUGUACGAACCUUUUGAGAUUACUUUCGUGAAUGUGAAACGAGAAAGAAUACACGUAGAUGGUAUUCAAUGUGUUAAAUAAAUUACAAAAACGGCUCCACGUUUCAGGAAAUUUUACGAAAUUAUAAAACAUCUUAAUACAUCUUAGUACCUACUUUAUGGUACAUUUUAUUUUACUGUACCUAAUAGCACUGCUGAAAUGAUAAAUCUUAUUUCUAAGAAACGUGCGUUGUUCCUUUAUUACAUUUUAAGUCUUAAUAAGAUACAAAAUGAGUCUUGUAAAUAUCUCAGACCAAAGAAAGUAAAUUAAGUUAUAUUGAUGUUAAUGAUGUCACAAGUUUAU